AUGAAGUCUUUUAUUAUCAAGACAGAUGAGAGGCUGGACGCUCAUGGAGCAGCUAUCAAAAUAUUUGGCAUUGGUUUGCGAAACAUGGAGAGACAAGUGGGACAGAUUGCAACAAUAUUAUCUGAGAGAGUUCCAGGUACUCUCCCCGCUGAUACAGAAAAGAAUUCCAAAGAAAUGGUGAAUGUUGUGACCAUGAGAAGUGGGCGAGUGUUGAAAGAUCCCACCCGGAUCCAGGAUGAUGUGAUACUUGAAAAAGAAAGUGGGAAGCAACUGAAAAAUGAUGUUGAUAAAAAGAAGAAGGGCCUGAUGAAAACUGAGAAGAAAAAUAAGGAAGAAACUUUGAGAAGGGAGGAACCUGAAGAGAGCAAGUAUAUGCCUGCUUUACCUCUUCCUCAAAAGCUAUGUAGAGAAAAGCUGGACAAGCAGUUUGGGAGAUUUCUGGUUUUACUGAAACAG
Molecule: messenger RNA, 456 nt
Organism: Nicotiana tabacum (common tobacco)
Lineage: Eukaryota; Viridiplantae; Streptophyta; Magnoliopsida; Solanales; Solanaceae
Source: RefSeq, a predicted model, not a curated record